Messenger RNA from Arabidopsis thaliana (thale cress), 1816 nucleotides. It is a transcript of the gene HRS1, whose product is annotated as Histidyl-tRNA synthetase 1. Gene Ontology annotation, biological process: histidyl-tRNA aminoacylation. Lineage: Eukaryota; Viridiplantae; Streptophyta; Magnoliopsida; Brassicales; Brassicaceae. The coding region runs from base 70 to 1530 and encodes 486 amino acids. Gene Ontology annotation, molecular function: ATP binding; histidine-tRNA ligase activity. The transcript is spliced from 10 exons. Gene Ontology annotation, cellular component: mitochondrion; chloroplast; cytoplasm. The record is from RefSeq and is marked reviewed.
CAAAAAGAAAUUGUGUUCUCUCUUUCUUUUGCUAAUUCUCUAUCUCACUCAGCUGAAGCAGAAAGAGAGAUGCGAGCGAUUCAUAUCGUGACGACGCGAUUGAGCUCGAGCUUUAGACCUAUUCUUCUUCUUGACUUGGUUUCUUCUUGUUCGCCUCCUCGACAGUUCUCUAUCCCUAGGCGCCUAAUCUGUGCCGCCGCCAAUGGAGGAGGCAGGUCAGGUUCCAUUGUUGCUCCUUUGGUGACUGAAGAAGACUUUCACAAGAAGAUCGAUGUCAAUCCUCCUAAAGGAACUCGUGAUUUUCCUCCUGAGGAUAUGCGUCUCCGCAAUUGGCUCUUUAACCACUUCAAAGAGGUCUCACGGUUAUAUGGGUAUGAGGAAGUGGAUUAUCCAGUACUGGAGACGGAGGCAUUGUUCAUCAGAAAAGCUGGGGAAGAGAUUAGAGACCAACUUUACUGCUUUGAAGAUAGAGGAAAUCGGCGUGUAGCAUUGAGGCCUGAGCUUACACCUUCUUUAGCCAGGCUUGUCAUACAGAAAGGAAAAUCUGUUUCCCUUCCAUUGAAGUGGUUUGCAAUUGGGCAGUGUUGGCGAUAUGAGAGAAUGACAAGAGGAAGGCGACGUGAGCAUUACCAAUGGAAUAUGGAUAUUAUUGGUGUGCCUCAAGUAACUGCUGAAGCAGAACUAAUUUCAUCUAUAGUCACCUUCUUCAAGCGAAUUGGAAUCACUGCGUCAGAUGUGGGUUUUAAGGUUUCAAGCCGCAAGGUUUUACAAGAAUUGCUAAAAAAGUAUGGUGUACCCGAAGACCUGUUUGGAAGAGUUUGUAUCAUUAUAGACAAGAUAGAAAAGAUACCAAUUGAUGAAAUAAAAAAGGAACUUGGGUUCACGGGGAUAUCAGAAGAUGCUAUUGAACAAUUACUGCAAGUGCUUUCUGUGAAGUCCUUGGAUGAUUUGGAAGAUAUAAUUGGUGGAGCAGGAGAAGCCAUUGCAGAUUUGAAACAACUCUUCUCACUUGCUGAAAAGUUUGGUUAUUCAGAGUGGAUACAGUUUGAUGCAUCUGUUGUGCGCGGUCUUGCUUAUUACACUGGUAUCGUCUUCGAGGGAUUUGAUCGAAAAGGGAAGCUGCGAGCUAUAUGUGGUGGUGGGAGAUAUGAUAGGUUACUCUCUACUUAUGGAGGUGAUGACUUUCCUGCUUGUGGUUUUGGUUUCGGCGAUGCUGUAAUAGUUGAAUUGCUCAAAGAGAAGGAUUUGUUGCCAGAACUGGGACAAGAAGUAGAGAACAUAGUGUGUGCGUUGGACAAAGAUCUCCAAGGAGCUGCAGCCACAGUUGCAACAGCUCUCAGAGACAAAGGCCAAACCGUUGAUUUGGUAUUAGAGAGUAAACCGCUGAAAUGGGUGUUCAAGAGAGCAGCUCGGGUAAACGCAAGAAGGCUGGUUCUGGUUGGGAAAACAGAGUGGGAAGAUGGUUCGGUCAGUGUUAAGGUGUUGUCUUCAGGUGAGCAGUUCCAAGUCAAACUCAGUGACUUAGAGUAGUAUCUUAAGGCUUUAUUAACAUGAUGAACCAUUGUUUCAUUCUCCUUACGGCUUACUAUAGUAAAAGAACCAAUCAUUCAAAUCUCUUAUUCGUCAAAAGUAUUGAAUUAUUGAUUCGGGAAUACAAUUAUGGAUCGAAUAUAAUUAAGUAAACAUGUUUAAAAAGCUAAAUUUGAUCUUAUUAUAUUAUCAGGGUAAGAAUAAGAUGCUUGUAGAACUCUUAAUUAGGUGUAGUAAACUUCAACAAUCAAAGUGUUUAUACUAAUGAUCUUGUAUAGAUAUUAUG